CCUGUCUGAUCGUGACCGUUUCAAGAUGUUAAAUCCUGGUUGGCAGCUGAACUUCAGGGCAUCAUGGUCAAUGUGACGCCCAGUAUAGACCCAGCAGUGGCCCACGAGAGGUACAACUACCUCGCGUUGAUAUGUGGCGUGCCUCUCAUCCUCAUCAUCAUCUUGGGGAACGUCCUUGUGUGCCUCAGUGUGUUGACUGAACGCUCCCUCAAAACUGCAACUAACUACUUCAUCGUCAGUUUGGCUGUGGCUGACCUCCUGCUGGCUGUGCUGGUCCUCCCGCUCUACGUCUACUCUGAGUUCCUGGGAGGCAUGUGGACUCUGAGUAUGUACAUCUGUGACGCCCUAAUGACUAUGGAUGUGAUGCUCUGCACUGCUUCCAUUUUAAAUCUAUGUGCAAUUAGUGUGGACAGGUACAUUGCAGUAGUGGUCCCUCUGAAGUACAACAGGAACCAAUUUAGUGCUCGUCAGCUAGUCUUGAUCACAGCCACCUGGGUGCUUUCCCUGGGCGUAGCCAGUCCUGUCAUAUUCGGCUUGAACCAGGUACCAAACAGGAACCCUCAUGUGUGUAAGCUGGAGGACAACCAGUUUGUGGUCUACUCCUCCAUCUGCUCCUUCUUCGUCCCCUGCCCUGUCAUGCUCCUCCUGUACUACUGGAUAUUCAGGGGACUAAAGCGAUGGAGCUCUGGCUAUAGCCGGUCACACCUCCACCGGCCACCCAGAGGGCGUAGGAGCCUGUCUUUGCGACUAGGAGCAGCUUUACAGAAGGAGAAGGGACGGGCAAGGGAGAAAGUAGUGUACCUCAUGCCUGCAGGUCUUAGUCCGACAUCUCUCACCGCUUCCCCGACUACUCCAAUCUCCCCAGCCAGCCCGGUUACCCUUAUCACAGACGAGCAUGCAGAAGGUCAGACGCCGGCAGCAGAGAGUGACCCCAUGACCACCCAGAUGGACAGUGUAUCGGACGCAGAGAACCCUAAGUGGGCCACUGAGGAUGAGAGCGGCCGGGAGAACGGUGUGGGGAAGAACCAUCAGCCUCAUGCGGGACGACGCCACAGCAAGGGCAACAGGGUGAGCAGACGGGAGCGGAAGGCGAUGAGGGUGCUGCCUGUGGUUGUGGGUGUGUUUCUGGCCUGCUGGACUCCUUUCUUCGUGGUCCAUGUGACUAAGGCGCUGUGUGAGUCAUGUGACAUCGGGCCGAUGUUGAUCAGUGUGGUCACGUGGCUUGGUUAUGUGAACAGCGCCGUCAACCCUAUCAUCUACACUGCCUUCAAUGUGGAGUUCAGGAACGUCUUUCACAAACUGCUCUGCUGUCGCUCUGACUUUUAG
Molecule: messenger RNA, 1326 nt
Organism: Sinocyclocheilus anshuiensis
Lineage: Eukaryota; Metazoa; Chordata; Actinopteri; Cypriniformes; Cyprinidae
Product: D(4) dopamine receptor-like
Exons: 5
Coding region: 64-1326 (420 amino acids)
Biological process (GO): adenylate cyclase-inhibiting dopamine receptor signaling pathway; phospholipase C-activating dopamine receptor signaling pathway; negative regulation of synaptic transmission, glutamatergic
Cellular component (GO): plasma membrane
Molecular function (GO): G protein-coupled receptor activity; dopamine neurotransmitter receptor activity, coupled via Gi/Go
Source: RefSeq, a predicted model, not a curated record